Helicoverpa zea (corn earworm) is the source of this 2237-nucleotide messenger RNA. RefSeq lists its product as uncharacterized. NCBI's taxonomy places the organism in Eukaryota, Metazoa, Arthropoda, Insecta, Lepidoptera, Noctuidae. Bases 87 to 1988 code for a protein of 633 amino acids. The record is from RefSeq and is a predicted model, not a curated record. The transcript has 7 exons.
UAUUCAUUUCAUGAAAAGUUGUGUCAUGUGAAACGUCUUAUAACAUAAAAAACGUAGAUUUUUCAUUGUGCGUGUGUGAUCUAAAAAUGUUUAAAUUCUUUGCUGCUUUUGCAAUUCCAUCCUUAAUUUCUUGUUUCGCGGUGCCAAAUGACCCUUUACAUUUAAACAUACUACCACCUCCAAACUUUAAUUACCAAUCAGGAGAUUCACUGGCUAUUAAUGUGACAUUCAAGAAUGUACCAAACGGUCGGUACCCUGGCUUUAAAGUCAUACAUGGAAGUGCAGAAAAAGAAUUUGUGAAACGCGGAGACACAACAUUUCAAUUCAACGAAAAAUUGACUUCUCAAAGUGUAUCUCUCGACUUGGAUCUGGCUGAAGGCAACCCGGUCUAUACACUAUACAAAGGAAAAAUUCAGCCACAAGACUAUGCUGUAUGUGGCGUAUCAUCUUUAGAAUUGAACUUUGAUAUAGAUUUUUCAAAUACAUAUACUGGUCAGGUUGUCAAUGUAGAAAGAAAAAUAACAGAGAAAUGUGUUGUUGCAAAAUAUGGCUUCACUAUAAGUAAUGGUGGAUUUAUUAGAAUCAGAAGUAUUCUAGACAUUUCUGAAGAUGGUGGAGAGUAUCAAGAGAAAACAUAUCCUGAUGGGGCCAAACGUAUUCAAAACACUACUAAAGAUGGUAAUAACUAUCAAGAGAACACAUAUGCAGAUGGUUCCAGACGUAUUGUAAACACUUUAAAAGAUGGCAGCGAAUACAAAGAAAGUACUUAUUCCGAUGGGACCAAACGUAUUGAAAACACUACUAAAGAUGAAAAAUAUCAGGACAAUACAUAUUCAGAUGGAACCAGACGUAUCGCACACACUUUCAAAGAUGGUAGCAAAUAUAUAGAAAAAACUUAUUCAGAUAAGAGCAGACAUAUUGAAAACACUGAUAAAGAGGGUAACAAGUAUCAAGAAGAUAUUUAUUCAGAUGGGACCAAACGUAUUGUAAACACUUUUGUAGAUGGUAGCGAACAUAGAGAAACAACUUAUUCAGAUGGGACCAGACGUAUUGCAAAUACUACUACAGAUGGCAACACCCAUACAGAGACUAUUCGUCCAGAUGGCAACAGAAGGAAUUGGAAAAGAUCAUCAGAUGUAAUUUAUGGAACGAGUUCUUCAAAAACGGACCCAAAUGACGAUGGUCAGGUGUUUAAUGAAGAAAGUAAUAUUACAGAGAAAUGUGUUAUUGCAAAAAAUGGCUCCACUAAAAGUAAUAGUGGGUGUAUUAGAAUUAGAAGUAGUUUAGAUAAUACUGAAGAUGGUGGAGAGUAUCAAGAGAAAACUUAUCCAGAUGGGACCAAAUGUAUUGUUAACAUUACUAAAGAUGGUAAUAGUUAUCAAGAGAAUACAUAUGCAGAUGGUUCCAGACGUAUUUUAAACACUUUAAAAGAUGGCAGCGAAUACAAAGAAAGUACUUAUUCAGAUGGGACCAAACGUAUAAGAAACACUACCAAAGAUGAAAAGUAUGAAGAGAAUAUAUAUCCAGAUGGGACCAAGCGUAUUGUACACACUUUAAAAGAUGGCAGCGAAUACAAAGAAAGUAGUUAUUCAGAUGGGACCAAACGUAUCAGAAACACUACCAAAGAUGAAAAAUAUGAAGAGAAUACAUAUCCAGAUGGGACCAAGCGUAUUGUACACACUUUAAAAGAUGGUAGCAAAUAUGUAGAAACAACUUAUUCAGAUGGUACCAGACGUAUUGCAAAUACUCCUACAGAUAGCAACACCCAUACAGAGACUAUUCGUCCAGAUGGUAACAGAAGGAAUUGGAAAAGAUCAUCAGAUGUAAUUUAUGGAACCAGUUCUUCUUCAAAAACGGACCCAAAUGACGAUGGAGCAGUUUUAGUAUCUAUGGAAUCUUCUGGAAAUCGCGUCAGUGCCUACUCUUCUGCUGACAUGUUGUUGGUGCUAUCAGCCGUAUUAAGUGUAUUACAUAAACUAUUCCAUUAAGAUUCGUAUUCUGUUGCUUUAAAUCUUUAUUUGAAGUCCGUGUUAUUAAGUUAAAAUAGCUCACACGCAUUUACCUACAAGAUUUUUUGACAGUGAAUUUUUAAAUGAUAUAUUUAUUUUAUUCAAUUCUUAUGAUGUUUUUAAUUUUGUUUUAUAACAAAAAUAUUCUGAUCAUAAUUAUCUGCAAAUAUUUUUCUUUUUGUUGUAAUAAUUCAUUGCGGUAGGUUCAAAGAUUUUUGUAUUACCUUA